AUGAAAAAUAAAAAGAAUCCGGUAAUCAAAGUACAAAGUUCUGAUUGCAGCAUGGUGACAAUUAAUGUACCUCCUGAAUUACGAAAAAUUGAACAAAUUUUAUUCGCUUCAGUAAAACAAAAUCGUUUUGAUUUAGUUAGUCGAAUUAUAGAAGGGCAUAAAUGUGAUAUUAAUGUAAGAGAUAGUUUUGAUCGAGCCCCAUUACAUUUGGCUGCAUCAUCUGGAAAUUUAUCAAUGGUGAAAUUAUUAGUUGAAGGUAGAGCAUUAGUUGAUCCAGUGGAUAAAUUUGGUAUUACGCCAUUAUUUUGGGCUGUAUAUAAUAAUUAUAAAAAUGUAGCUCUUUAUCUACUCAAUAUGGGUGCUAAACAUAAUCGAGUUACUAAGCAAGGUUUUACAAUUCUUCAUUUCAUUUGUGAAUCGAAUGCUUUAUCAAUAUUAAAAUAUUUACAUCGUAAAUCACAAGCAUUAGAAUAUGAUACAUCAGAUAAUAAUGGAAUGACCCCAUUUUUAAUAGCUGCUUCUAAAGGAAAUGAAUUAUUAAUGGAGAUUUUGGUUAGACGAAACUGUAAUAUCAAUGCAACAGAUACGUAUGGUAGAAAUGCAUUACAUUUUGUCUCCAAGAAUGGUCAUAUUGAUGCAUUAUAUUGUUUAUUAUCAGUGGAAUUACUCAAAUCAAAAAUUAAUGAAUUAGAUAACUCAGGAUGUAGUCCAUUACAUUUGGCUUGUGAAAACAAUCAACAACAUUGUGUUCGACUACUUUUAGAAGCUGGUGCAAAUCCAGACAUUGAAACAAAGACUCGUGAUUGUCCUUUGAUUGAAUGUUCUCGAAGAGGAUUUCACAAGUGUAUUGAUCUGCUUAUUGAAAAUAAAGCAAGUCGUGAGAAAACAAGUAAAGUAGGCGAUACAGCCUUGCAUGUUGCAGCAUUAUGUGAUCUUUCAGAUACCAUCUAUUUUUUGUUCUCAAGAAAAUUUGAUCUUUGUGCUGUCAAUGAGGAUAAACAAACUCCAUUGCAUCUUGCAGUUUCACAAAAUAGAUUAGAAGCAGUUGAAGCUUUAUUAUUUUGUGGUGCUUCAUUAGAUCUGAAGGAUAAAGAUAGCCAAACUCCUUUGAUGAUUGCUGCCAAAGCAAAUUAUACUGCAUUAGUUGAUAUGAUUAUACGUGCUGAUCGAUGGAAUAAAACUUAUCCAGUGAAUGCUCAAAAAUUAAUUGAUGAAAUUUUACAAACUCAACAGACUAAAUAUGUAACAACAAGAAUAUUAGACAAAAAACAAAAUAACCCCCAGUUUUAUAGAACACGAGAAAUAUUAUCGAAUGAUCGAAAACACCUAUUAAAUGAUAAUACUGAUAAUCAAAGUAACAAUGAAAAUAAUGAUACUACUGAAGAUUCAGAAAGUAGUCAUACAUAUGUUGCACAACAUCACGAAUAUCAUCAUCAUCGUCGUCGUCAUAAUACUGAUAAUGAUGAGAAUAAUAAUGAUGAUCAAAUCAAAUUAUAUGAUCCUUACAUAACUAAUCCAUAUUCUUAUCCAUUGAUUUCAUCAAACCAUUCAAUCAUUCCAAAUGAUCAUGAUCAUGAUGAUGUGAUCAUGACAGAAUUUAUUGAUCCAUUCAAACAAUUACAAUUAGAAGAAAACAAUGAACAGAAUAGUGAAGUACAAUCAAUAAUUGAUCAUCGUUCAAGAACUACAGCAAGUUCUGAAUCAGGUAGUGAAUUAUCAUUAGGUUAUGAAGCAAGUCGUGCAUGGACUAGACAAAGACAACAUCAACAUAGUCAUGAUCGAUUGCCUAAUUCAUUAAGACUAUCACAAAUCAGUAUUAGUCGUGAUUUGUCAGAACCAAAUAAUCAUCGAGAACGUUAUGAUAGAAAUGAUGAUGAUUAUCAUCAAAAACAUCGAAGUCUUAGUAAUUUAUCAAGUCAUAUUCAAGGGGAUGAGAUAUAUUUACCAAAUGGUGAGACAAUCUUUCGUAUUACUGAUACAUUACUAGCACAAUCAAGUAAAAAUAUGCGUUUAUCGAAUGGUUACGGUUUGAAUUUAACACAUCCAUUCACAUUUCGGGCACCAUGCCAAAAUUAUGCUGAUGAUAUGAAUGUUCUAUUCUUUGAAUAUUCUCAUCGAUAUGCGAAACCAUCAGAUUGGAAAAGUUUAGCAAAAUUUUGGGGAUUCACAUUAAAUGAUAUUGCUGCAAUUGAAUAUCAAGAUAUUGGCAAAAAUUCUUAUAAAGAACAUACUUAUCGACUAUUGAAUAUUUGGUUACAUGGAGUUAAUGAUAAUCAAUUACCAUUGAAUGAAUUAUGCUUAGCAUUAACUACAAUUGGACGUAAACGAACUAUGGAACAAUUACGUCGACGUAUUAAAACAUUAAGUAAAGUACACAAUAAUAGGCAUAAAUGUAAACUUUAUUAA
This is a messenger RNA of Schistosoma rodhaini, 2406 nucleotides long. The record is from the annotation of a GenBank genome assembly. Lineage: Eukaryota; Metazoa; Platyhelminthes; Trematoda; Strigeidida; Schistosomatidae.